AUGGAUGCCGCCGACGAAGAUGCAGACGUCCGUCUGCAGAAAGUAUCCAAUGACCUGCUGAGCGAAUUCGACGGAGCGCUGGGCUCGUUCCUGCGGCGCCCAGGCAGCAAGAAGACAGAGACAGACAGCACGCUCCGGACCCAUGUGCGUGCCCGCGAGGCGUACCAUCUGAUUGGGCUGAUUGACCAGUUCCAAGAGCUGCCACAGCUCCUGGACGGCUAUCUCGCCCGAUGGCUGCCGGAGCUGGCGGAUGCAUUCCUGGGAUGCGUGGCACAGGCACCAAAGGCACAGGCGCCGCUGUCGUCGUCGUCGCCGACGUCGCUGGUCAUGUCGCUUCAGGCGGCCGUGGCUCGGCUGCUGUACACGUUUUGCAAGGUGCGUGGAGAGAAGGUGGUGGUCGGGUUUUUGCCGGUGGAGACGCGGUACCUGGAGCGUCUGCUGGGGGCGCUGGAAGCGCAGGAGAGGCGCGGCGGCGAGGACGGCGAGGGCCGGUGGACGUGGGAGGAGCGGUACGUGGUGCUGCUUUGGUUGGCACAGCUCUUCCUGGCUCCCUUUGAUCUCUCAACGAUCUCGACUGGGCGGGCUGGCGACGAAGAGGGCGACGAGUCGGCGACGAUCGAAGGGUUCGUCUGGCCGAGCGGUGAUCAAGGCAAUGGCAACAGCAACAGCAGCCGUUUACUGCCCUCCAUUACCGUUCGUGUACUCCCUCUGGCGAUCGGCUACCUGGCAGCUCCGGGAAAGGAGCAGGAUGCUGCCCGGGCGUUGCUUGUGCGGGUAGCCAUGCGACGGGACAUGCAGGAGCUCGGGGUGCGUCAUGCUCUGAUCCUAUGGGCGCUGCACUCUCUACGACCGCUGGGCGCACAGAUGCAGACACCGACUUCCAGGCGGCCCUCUUACUACUACAUUGGCACGCUCUCAUUUCUGGCCGGCAUCCUGUCGGCUGCGGCGGGUGCCUCGGACAUGGACGACGCGCUGGCGUCCAUCUUUGCAGCGGUGCACGCGGUGGCCGAGUCCGAGGGACAGGAUGCGGACGUGUCUCUGCGGGAUGAUGCGGUCUUUGUGGCGAUCCGGUCAUCGGCACUGGCACGCAAGAUGAUGAUCAAGGCGGUGCGAGCGAUUGCGGUGCGGUACAUCCAGUUGGCAGCAGCCGGCCAAGCGGGCGAGGGCGAGGGCGACGCGAUCAUCGAGACGACCAUCGGUUAUCUGCUGGACCGGCUAGCAGAUAACGACACGCCAGUGCGGUUUGCAGCGAGCAAGGCGUUGAGCGUGAUUGCGCUGCAGCUGGACGCGGACAUGGCGGCACAGGUGAUCGACGCAGUUUUGGAGGGUCUGGAGCGCAACGUGCUAAGGCUUCCGGGGUCAAUUUCGGGCUCAGGCUCUGGCGGCCGCGACCUGACGGCAGUUGAUCCGUUGGAGUGGCACGGGCUGAUGUUGACGUUGGCACACCUGCUGUACCGACGAUCACCACCGCUGGCAGUCCUGCCGGCCAUCGUGGCGUCGCUGCAGGUCGGACUGGCCUUUGAGCGGCGCAGCGUCUCGGGCAGCGCCACGGGGACCAACGUGCGCGACGCCGCCUGUUUUGGAGUUUGGGCGCUGGCCCGCCGCUACACCACGGCCGAGCUGCAGCCGCUGGCAGUGUUGCAGCCACUGGCCACCGACCUCGUCGUGGCUGCCUGUCUGGACCCGGCUGGCAACAUUCGCCGCGGCAGCUCGGCCGCCCUGCAGGAGCUCGUUGGCCGUCAUCCCGACACUGUCUGCGCCGGUAUCGCUCUCGUCCUGGCCGUCGAUUAUCACGCCGUUGCUCUGCGCAGCCGUGCCGUUGCCGAUGUCGCCUUGCAGGCCGCUGCCCUCGCCCGCGACCCCUACGGCAGCGCCCUGCGCGACGAGCUGCUCGGCUGGCGCGGUGUCGGUGACGCUGGCGAUGCGGCUGCUCGACGCGGUGCGGCCACCGCCUUUGGUCACAUUGCUCAGCGGCUCGCCGCUGAUGGACCUACUCUCUGCAACUUCCUUGGGACGGCCAGUAUGCUCACCGAACGCAUCACCAAGCUGCAGCCUCGCCAGGUGGAGGAGCGUCACGGCCUGCUGCUCGCGCUCGCUGCCGUCCUGGACACGUUUCCCGCUCUGGUUCAGGCUGCACAGACGCUGGUCGAACUCCCCGGCGUGUGUCAGAAAACAAUUUGCUUGUUGCACCGGGCUCUGCAGAGCUGCAAGAUUCUGGCGCUGGCUACUACAACCAGACGGCUCGAACUGCUGGCCGAGGCCUCCAGCCGGCUGAUUGUCUCGUCCUUUCCGGUGUUGCAAGCCACCAGCACAAACGACGGCAACAAAGAAACGAAGGCAGCUCUCAUAUCUGGUCCUGAGCUCGUCUCCGAGGCCAACCAUGUGCCUGCAACCGCGUUCGGCCAGGUGGUGCAAGCUCUGACUGGCACUCUCGCCCCACAGGACGACAUCCGUACCGUUACAGAUCUGGCUGCAUCGCUGCUUUCCGACGUCUGGCUAGCCCGACGGGAGCCCGAGGUGGUUGAUGCCGCAUCAGACGCGGCUCUGAUCCUGCUGGUGGUCUUGUUCUCGACCGCAGCCCGUCACGAGCUCGUCUGUUCGUGGGCCGCCACCGUCCGACAGCCGGCGGCUACUCUGACGUCCAAGACAGCCGCGGCCCGGUCGACAAGCCGAGGAAGCAGCGGGUCGGGCUUCGUCUUCGCCUUGACCAAGGCGUACCCGCUGGUGGCACUCGGCGACACCAGUGACGAGGACCCUAUCAGCCGUGCCAUCCUCGACCGCUGGGCCUCGGACAGGUCGAUCGAGGCACGCGUGUCCCUGCUACAAGCACUGGCCCAGAGCCCGGCAGUGCUGAUGAUGACAGCGCCAGCACCAGCGACAGCGACAGCCAACCCCGGACGGUUCCGCACCAUCUUGGCCGCCGGCCUGGACGACUACACGACGGAUGCGCGCGCGGCGACGUCGGGUCGCACCGGGACAGCAGCCUCGGGAUCGCUCCUCUUCCUGCGCGUCCUCCGGCUGGCGGCCGAGAAGCUCGACCGGGUGCGCACCGCGGCCCAGCCGACGCUGGCACUGGCUCUGGGCGAGCCGGCAAGCAGCCGGCUGCUGUCGCUGACGUUCUCGUCGCAGGCCUACUUCCGCACUCUGCUGGGGCUGUGGGACGAGGCAGAGGCCGGCAGCCUGGGACCCAUUGCAACAGCAGCAGCAGCGGGCAAGACGGGCGACACAGCUGCAGCCGUGCAGUGGAUGGCAGCCCUGAUGCGCGGCUACGUCACGUCGGCCGACACGGGCAACGAGGAGCUGGUGAUUGCCAGCCGGGCAGCGUUGGUAGACUACGUGGGCCAGGGAGAUGCGGCGGCGACGCGGCGGAAGAGACGGCUGAUAUGGCUGUCCCUGCUGCGGAAUCUGCCUGGAGGAACGACGACGACGACGACGACGACGACAACGGGGAAGCCCAAGGUCCCGGUGCCGCCCGACCGCAUCGUGGUGCCGACGCUCGAGAUCGUGGCCUUUCUCUUCUACAGCGGUGUCUUUGGCCGGUCUGUCGGCGAGGAUGACAGCGACAGUCAUUUGGCAGCGCUCUGCCGACAGGUGUACCUGGCGGCUGAAAAGGCGGGCAGCGUGCGCAAGCUGGAGGCGUGCAUCAAGGUGUACGGGGCCGUGGCUGCGGUGACUGCAGAGACUGCAGAUUCGGCCGGCCCAGUCGCCCGACAGAGGCUGGCGGCCCUUCUCCGCCAUCCGUGGCCACGCAUCCGAAAUGCCGUCGUUGAUGAGCUGUGGGGUCUUGGACUGGGAUUGGAGCUGGGGCUGAGGCUGGAGCGCAGCCCAAGCGAAAACGAGGACCGAGGGGGGGGGCUGGUUGCGGCUCAGAAUGCCCAGUUGGGGCAGUUCGACGCGCUGAAAGGCACCGACUGGGGCUCGGCCGAGGCAGAGGCAGUGGACGCGCUCGUCGGCCGGCUGGGUCUGGGGAUCAAGUAA
Molecule: messenger RNA, 3978 nt
Organism: Grosmannia clavigera kw1407
Lineage: Eukaryota; Fungi; Ascomycota; Sordariomycetes; Ophiostomatales; Ophiostomataceae
Product: tubulin-specific chaperone
Exons: 2
Coding region: 1-3978 (1325 amino acids)
Biological process (GO): post-chaperonin tubulin folding pathway; tubulin complex assembly; microtubule cytoskeleton organization
Molecular function (GO): GTPase activator activity; beta-tubulin binding
Source: RefSeq, a predicted model, not a curated record